AUGAAAUUAGCUGAUCGUAAGAAAUUUUCUGUUCAUUUGGAUAUGUCUGCCUUAAAAUAAAUAAUCCAAACUGCUCAUCCUCUUUCUACUAAACGUAAAAUUGAAACAACUCCAACAAGUCCCAAUACUUCAGGAUUAAUAUCUGAUCAAAAAUUCAAGCCUGUUUAACCUCUGCAUACAAAUAUUAAUCUAAAUAACAACAAUAAUACUAUACAAAAUAUUAUACUUAACUUUAAGAAUAAAACUAAAAAAGAAAAAGAAAAUACACCAAUAUCAACUAUGUCGAAAUUUCCACUUUUAGUUGAUUAAUUUAUUAGAUUGUUUAAUCUAACCAAAAGUGAAAUUCUUGAAGUUUAAUAAUUGAAGCAAGUUUAUUAUUAUAAAUAAUCUAAAAUUUAAUAAGAUGGUUAAAAUGGAGAAUAUUUGUGUUAUGCUAAAGAUCAUAUUAAAUAUUAAUAUGAAAUUAUUAAUCUUAUUGGAUAGGGUAGUUUUGGUCAAGUAUUCUAAGUCUUAGAUCAUAAAACACAAAAAACUUUUGCUCUCAAAAUUAUUAGAAAUUAAGAAAAGUUAAAAAAGUAAGCUUUAGUAGAAGCGAAUCUUCUUAUGAUGAUUAAAGAAAGAGAUCCAUUAAACAAAUCUAAUAUAGUGAGAAUAGAAGAAUAAUUUAAUUUUAGAGGUCAUUAGUGCAUUAUAUUUGAAAAACUAGAAUUAAAUUUAUUUGAAGUUUUAAAACAGCAAAAAUUUAGAGGUUUAGAUUAUGAAACUUUAAGAAAAUUUUCAUACUAAAUUUUAGUUGCAUUAAAUUAUUUACACAAACUCAAUAUUAUUCAUUGUGAUCUCAAGCCUGAAAAUGUUAUGAUACAAGAUAUGAAAUCAAAGAUUAUAAAAUUAGUUGAUUUUGGUUCUGGGUGCAUAGAUGGAAACUAAAUUUAUACUUAUAUUUAGAGCAGGUAUUAAUUUCUUUUACUUAAAUUUUAGAUAUUAUAGAGCUCCAGAAGUGAUUUUUGGAUUGAAAUAUGGAAUGGAGAUUGAUAUGUGGAGUUUUGCAUGUUUAAUAUCUGAAAUUCACACUGGACAACCAAUUUUUCCAGGAGAUAAUGAAGUUGAGCAAUUUAAUUUGAUUAUGGAGGUAAUUGGAGCUCCAUCUAUUGAAUUUGCAUAAAAAUGCCCUAGAAAAAAGCACUUUUUUGAUGAAAACGGUUAACCAAAAAAAACUAUCAAAAAUUAUAGAAAACCCUAAUCGGUCUCAUUAUAAGAAAUUCUUAAAACAACAGAUGAUGAUUUUGUAGAUUUUCUUUAAAGAUGUUUUACUUGGGAUGCUGAAUCAAGAAUAAAACCUCAAGAUGCUUUAAAUCAUCCUUGGAUUAUGUCUCUAAAUCCAAAAGAAAAUAGUUCUAAAUUGACUAACAAAUUCUAUAAAGAUACAGAUUCAAAUAAUGCUUUUAAAAAAUCCAAAACAUAAUCCAAUACUAUAUUAAAGGAAUUUGAAAAAAAGCUUAGUAAGGAUAAUAUUUUUUUAAAAUUACAAUAAACUCGAACUUUAAUUGCUAAUAACACCUUUGAAAAUAGACCAGGUAUUUAAAAAUGAUUAAUUAAUUAUAGUGUUGAGUAGCAGAUAUGUAAAUGAUAAGCCAACUUCAUCAGAUAGAAUUAGAUCGAAUAUUGCUCAUUCAAUACACUAAAUACUAUCAUGCAGAUAGCACAAUGCAAGUAACACAUAGUUUAUAAGAAAACCAUCUUUAGGGUGA
Messenger RNA from Paramecium sonneborni, 1748 nucleotides. The record is from the annotation of a GenBank genome assembly. NCBI's taxonomy places the organism in Eukaryota, Ciliophora, Oligohymenophorea, Peniculida, Parameciidae.